Molecule: messenger RNA, 2644 nt
Organism: Colossoma macropomum (tambaqui)
Lineage: Eukaryota; Metazoa; Chordata; Actinopteri; Characiformes; Serrasalmidae
Gene: jhy
Product: junctional cadherin complex regulator
Exons: 8
Coding region: 168-2600 (810 amino acids)
Biological process (GO): axoneme assembly
Source: RefSeq, a predicted model, not a curated record
GUUGGUUAGCGUUAACCUACUAAGUUAGAACAGAGUUCGCUUGUGCUAGUUAUAAAACUAGCUGAAAAGCGCCUCUUUCUCGCUUAUAAACUUUCUCAUCUAAUGUCAGAAAUUAGAUAACGCUAUAAUGUCAGGAAACUCUGAUUCAUGACAUCUAACUUAACGCAAUGGACAGCAGCGUCACUGAACGACGAGAGGGUGAUGAAACUGACGGCGCAGAUGAGAGUAAAAGGACAGGAAUGACAUUUGACAUGAUCAGUGAUGCCAGUCGAAGGAGUGCCAAUGUGUCUCCUAACCUCUGGGACUCCUUAGAGUCAGAUACUGAAAGUUUAGUGCAGGAAAAAGCUUACCAGCGGGAGCUUCAGAAGCGCAUUUUGGGUGAAGACAAUGGCAAAAGCCUUUAUGCUGCAAACUCCGACAAAUAUUGUGUGAAUGUGGACGUGGAGAGGUCAGAGUAUGAAGACAGCUAUCGGGAAACUGAACAGACGCUUCCAGAAACACAACUGACUGGCACCAAGAGACAUGGACCUCCUGGCAAAAGCAUAGAAUUACCAAGACAGAGCCCUCCUGGGGACGAAUAUGCUGACUUGCGCUAUGAUCCAGACUGGAGACGAAAUCUGGCUGGGGCUGAGUUUCUCAGCCAAGUCCAGACCAGCCUGUCCCUGGAUUCCUCUGAUGAGCCUGGAGACACUGACAGGUGCCUAGAAGAUGUGACUGCAAUAGGGAGACAUGAAUAUGUAGUAGUGAGUAAUCCUGCUUUGGCAGAAAUGGAUACUUUUCAGCCUGGCCCUCCUUCAUCUUCCUUUCACCUUCACCCUCAGCAGAACCAGUUCAGUCAUGAAGACACAGCUCCAUCUGUCCCACAGAGUUUGUCUACGUCUUCAGAGAACACGCCACGUUUGAAUUCAGACAGGGCCUUCAAGGCUAGGGACAGAUUUAUCGACCACCAAAGCACUGCUGAAAUCUCUCCCUCUUCUUCUCCACGAUACAGGCAGCAGAGAGACAGUAACAAGCAAUACGACAGAGAGGAUCAAAGCAGUUCUACUGCUCGGAAAGAAAGCGAAGACAAGCUCAACUUAGCACUUCCACAGAGGAGACGUUCUCAAAAAGUUAGACAGCUCAGACCAAGAGAGGACAUAGUGGAACGUAAUAAAGCAACCUUAGGUAUGAACACUCAAAAACAAGGAUCCUAUCUGAAGGCAUAUGGACAGAGAGGAAGGAAAGAAGAAGAAGCAAAUGAGCUCUUACAGCCUUCUGUGGAAACUUCCAGCAUUGACAGCUAUGGAAGCCCAGACAAUGCCCUAGACCCAGAGCUGAUGUGGAUACAAAAAACUCAAAAACUAAAGAUCCAUAAAGAGGGUAAGCGCUCGGAUGGAAACAGGCAUCAGCUCCAUAGACCCAGACCCAACCCGAAUCCUCCUGUAGCGAGAGGUGAUUCAGAUGCAGGUCACCAACCGCAGGUUCCCACUGAAAACCAGAUGCGCUCUCCGUCUGACUCUGGCAGCAUCUCCCAUCCAGCCAGUCAACUAUCUUAUCCUUCAGCUCCAACUGUCAACCUCAGCAUCAACCUGAACGCUCCAGGAAAACUUGCUGAGGUGUUCCUUGGUCCUGAGCUACAACAGCCUGUUUACGCACUCACCCCACCUCCUCCACCACAAUGGAGGAUCAGGCCUGAUGUAUAUAGCCCACCUUUUAUACACCCUGGUUAUACCAUCCAACAGGGCUCUGCCCUUCAGCUGCCAGUAUCUGACCUAACCCCUGGGCAACUCCACAUGGGCAGUAACCAUCUCCAGGGCACUGGCAGAAGGAUCAAUGGUGAACCUAUCAGAACACACAAGAGCAGCAGUGCCAGGAUUGCUCCAAAUUGGCCACCUUUUGAAAAAGACCACAGCUUCAAGGUCCCUGAGGUGGUGCUGUAUGAUGAGGAUGGUGUAGAUUCUGCUCAUAUACACCAGGCAUACAGCGGAGGCUAUGCAGUGCUGCCCCCUAUAGGCAGGUCCAACUCCAGUGACACAGAGCUGAGCAGAGACAGAACCGAGCAAAGCCCCAAUGCUUUACAUAGGAGCAGCUCAGAGGGGUACCUCGCACAACUGGAGAAACAAAGACAACUCAAGGCUAAAACAACUUAUAAGGCUUACACGCUGAAGGACUACAUGGGCCUGAAUCAGGAGGUAAAGCUGGGAGGUCUUGGCCCGUCCAGCACCGUCUCUGAGAACGUGGCCGAGAAAAUUAGACGACAGAAGCUGUAUUCAAAUGUGAUCCGUGAACAGAACAAGAAGAUAAGUAGGAUUCCCUUUCUGCCAGCCAGGAACCCGGUGGGCAGUGACAACAAGGAUGCCUUUCCCAGGAACAAGGCUUUGGAAUAUGCCAAAACCAUUGCAAAGCCCAAAGCACCUCAGCAGUGGAGGGAGAAGCCCAAAGAGAAGAGUGAGAAUGAGAGCGUGUUUGAGCGCUCUGCGUAUCUCCAGUUAGGAGUGGAUCUCUCACAGCUGGCUACUCUGGAGAUGCUGAGGAAACGGCAUGAGCAGGAGAAACAGAUGGUGGCACGCUUCACCAGCCUCCACCCUGCUUCAUCCACACCAUCUGUUAACACUCUCUGAACAGGUAGCCAUUGCUUUGAACUGUGGAACCCAUAAGCUAAUAA